Kockovaella imperatae is the source of this 1199-nucleotide messenger RNA. RefSeq lists its product as hypothetical. The coding region runs from base 175 to 1047 and encodes 290 amino acids. The record is from RefSeq and is a predicted model, not a curated record. The transcript has 9 exons. Lineage: Eukaryota; Fungi; Basidiomycota; Tremellomycetes; Tremellales; Cuniculitremaceae.
CAAACAGACGCGUUCAAGACGCUCGAGGAAUAUGACUGGUCAGACUCGUAGAGAGCAGGCUCUAAGACAAAGGCUGGUCCAGGUUUCGGACCUCCAUAAAGCUCUGGAGCUGCAUCCAGCCAAAAACAGCUGUGACGAUGCUUUGCGAUACGUGUAUGUGCGAUUGAAGGAAGGAUGCUCUUUCUAUCACUCCCCUUAUUGAUUCUGACGUUGAUUGCUCAGGCCAAAGUGCCAGUGUACGGACCUUGCGUCCUCUCCCACAACCACCUGAAGCCCAGUACGAAGGAAUUCGUUUCGGAUUGUGAUGCUUUCGGCUAUUGCGCUUCGAAUGGUACUUGUCUGCCUCGACAAUGUCGAAAAGACCUAUACGUCCUAGCUUCGAUUCGCAACUCAACUUUUGGCAUACCCCCCAUGUGUCAGCCUGGAUCCUACUGCCCUGAUGACGCCUCUGGCUGUCUGCCACUUGUGACCCUGGGAGGUGCAUGUGAACUCAACCGUGAUGAUGAAUGUGAUCAGACCCUCCCUCCGCCACAUGGGGCAGAUAAAGGUGGAGAACAGGGAAGGGUAAUAUGUCUUCUUGGGAGUUGUACUCCCGCCAUCGCCCACAUCGGCCAAUCCUGCAUGAUUGAAAACACCACCUACGCAGGAUACGACUCUUCAGGCACUGGAUUCAAUUUGCAGAUUGUCCGAGAUGAUUGCAUACCGCAACAAGGGUUUUGUAAUGCCACUUCUGCCACUUGUCAGGACCUAAAGGUGUCUGAGGAGCCGUGCGAAGAGGAUAGGGAAUGUACAUCGGCAAAUUGCGUUCAAGGCGUAUGCGGUCAACCUGUCAAUGAAGAGACACGGAUCCAAAGUUGGAUAUACGUCCUUGUGGCAUUCGGCAUGGCGGGUGCGAUGGCAGGAGUUCUAGCAGGGCUGAUCUGGCUACACAAGAAGAACGAAGAGGCGAAUCAGUCGCGCAUGGAGGAAUAUUACCGUCAACAAGCAAUUUACCAACUUUAUCGGGCGUCGUCGGUAAACUCACAAGGAUCGAUAUGGAAGAAGUGAAGAGCUGCACGCCAUAUUUAGCCUGCUCGCAAUCCAUCUAUCUGCCCUUGUACCGCCAAAACCCCAUCAUGAAGCCCUCCUGCCCUUUCCAACGGAAAGCUCCGAACAUUGCACGCUCCGCCAAGUCAUCCUACCGUGCAGAUCUGCCUGGC